CGUAAACCACAACUCAUUGCAAGACAUCUGAAGACAUCACCGAAACAUGAAUCCAAUGAAACCAUUGCUCGCGUCCUCUGCGUUACCACUCAUCUCACGACUCAUCCCAAUUGUGUGUCGACUGUCGACAGUCAGUAACAAACGGAUCACUCGUAUGGCGAGUGAUCUGGAAGUGUCUGAAAGCGAACUCCACAGCAAUGGUAACGAAUCGGUGGUUAAGACACGACUCGUGAAUAGGAAUCCAAGAAAUUUGGAACAACUUCUGUUCGAUAAGAAGCCAUUGGGUUAUGAACUGGAUUUGUCUCAAAGAACCUUCUGGAACAAGAUUGUCUUCUCGAGCGGCGGCAAACACUUGACGGCAAAGAUUGUCCACAACUCGGGACGCGUUGUCGUCAGCGCCGGUACUCGCGAGACAGCCGUUGGACAGCAGCUCAAGAGUUCCAGUGGUGUGUCUGCGGCCACGAGUUUAGGACAUGUGUUGGCGUUGAGGGCCAUUGAGAGCGGUAUUCUUGAGCUGUUUGUCGGCAUUGAGUACGAGUCCAACCAAUCACUCAAAGUGAAGGCGUUUCUCAGCGCUCUUAAGGCGAAUGGACUCGUAUUGUCUGAACAGCCGUUUGUUUUCGAGAGACAGCGAAGGGAUCACUAGUUUAGACACUCUUUCGAGCCAUCAUUCAAACAAAUGCUGUUUUUCUAAUCAAUUUUGUCGU
This is a messenger RNA of Oppiella nova, 707 nucleotides long. The record is from the annotation of a GenBank genome assembly. Lineage: Eukaryota; Metazoa; Arthropoda; Arachnida; Sarcoptiformes; Oppiidae.